AUGCUCAGUUCGGUGUCAGUCUCCUCUUUCAAAGGACGCAAGGGUGGGAACAAGUCGCCCAACAAAGCAUGUUACAGUGCAGACAUGACUUGUCCGCCAGACAGCGAGAAAAUCGUAAUAAACUGCGGAGGGGUGCGACACGAGACUUACCGCAGCACCCUCAAAACUUUGCCCGGUACCCGCUUAUCUUGGCUUACCGAUCCGGACGCGUUUAGCAACUUCGACUAUGACCCCAAAAUCGACGAGUUCUUCUUCGACCGCCACCCCGGCACAUUCACAUUCAUCCUCAACUACUACCGCACAGGCAAGCUUCACUGUCCCAACGAUGUGUGCGGUCCAUUGUUCGAGGAGGAGCUCGCCUUCUGGGGCAUCGACGAGACGGACGUGGAGGCGUGCUGCUGGAUGAACUACCGUCAACACAGGGAUGCCGAAGAGGCGCUGGACAGCUUCGAGCAGCCCGAGCCAGAGGAGCCGGAAGACGACCUGGAGCUGACUGCGGACGGAGAGCUCAAGAGGCUGUGCCUGCAUGAAGACGGGCGCAAGAGGAGCUGGUGGAGUGUGUGGCAACCCUAUUUCUGGAAUCUUUUUGAGGAUCCAUAUUCUUCCAAGAAUGCCAAGUACUGUGCGUUCCUCUCCCUUCUGUUCAUCCUCAUCUCCAUCACCACCUUCUGCCUGGAGACGCACGAGGCCUUCAACACCAUCUACAACAAAACAGAGAACGUGACGGUGGGCAAUGUGACGCGCCAGGAGAUCGUCUACGAGGUGGUGACCGACGGCUGGCUCACCUAUGUGGAGGGAACGUGCGUCAUCUGGUUCACCAUCGAGGUCAUGAUGCGCGUGAUCUUCUGCCCCUGCAAGAAGGAGUUCUUCAGUAGCACCCUCAAUAUCAUUGACUUUAUUGCCAUCAUGCCCUUCUACCUGGAGGUGGCGCUGAGCGGCCUGGAUUCCAAAGCCGCCAAAGACGUGUUGGGCUUCCUGCGAGUGGUGCGCUUUGUCAGGAUCCUGCGUAUCUUCAAGUUGACUCGUCACUUCGUGGGCCUGCGGGUGCUGGGCCACACGCUCCGCGCCAGUACCAACGAGUUCCUCCUCCUCAUCAUCUUCCUCGCCCUCGGAGUGCUCAUCUUCGCCACCAUGAUCUACUACGCCGAGCGCAUCGGCGCCGACCCUGACGACCCUACGGCCGCCAAACACACAAACUUCAAGAACAUCCCCAUUGGCUUCUGGUGGGCCGUGGUCACCAUGACCACUCUGGGCUACGGGGACAUGUACCCCGAGACGUGGUCGGGGAUGCUGGUGGGCGCGCUGUGCGCCCUGGCGGGGGUGCUGACCAUCGCCAUGCCUGUGCCCGUCAUCGUCAACAACUUUGGCAUGUACUACUCACUGGCCAUGGCCAAGCAGAAGCUGCCCAAGAGGAAGGGCAAGCACAUCCCUCGGCCCACCAUGCCGGGCUCGCCCAACUACUGCAAGCCAGACGCCCUGGCCAUGGCCACCGCCGGGCCGGGUAUGGUGAGCUCAGGCAGCCUGGGGGGAGGGGACUGCCCUCUGGCCCAGGAGGAGAUCAUCGAGAUCAACAGGACAGAUUCCAAGCAGAAUGGCGACGCAGCCAACGCAGCCCUGGCUAACGAGGACUGCCCCACCAUAGACAUGGUACUUGGGGAGGAGAGGAGUCCUGCUGCUGGGGGUCUGGGCACCGGCGGGAGCCGUGAGCGCUAUCCCCAUGACCGCGCCUGCUUCCUCCUCAGUACCGGAGAGUUCCGUGCUACAGACGGCAACGUGAGGAAAGCGACAGGCUAUGAGAAGUCUCGCAGCCUCAAUAACAUUUCGGGCAUGUCAGGAGCCCCCAUGCGCCUCACCCCCAUCACCAACCCUUUCGAGCCCCCGGGAACCAACCUCCGCCGCUGUCACUCCCCCAUCCCCUCCAUUUUGUAGCGUCAUGAUGAGGAGAAGCAAGCCAACAAGUCAACUACAGAAGGAGUAUCAGGAAAGAGAGACAUACCAACACCACUGUAAUCCCAGUGCUCCCAUUUAUAUUAGUCCAAUAGUGAUAAUGAUAAUGAGCUGUAGGGGGUGCCAUUUAGCCACAUUUAAUAAUGCUCUAUAUUGAAAGCCAGGUAGAGGGGGACAUGCAGUGUAUAAGAGACUUAGAAUGAAUAGAAAAAAUAUCCACUAUGACUACAUGCACUUUCCCACCACAUGCGAUGUGCAAUAUGUUAAGCCGAAGCAAAAAUGUUAAGAGGUAUUCAGCGUUAGUCUACAGCAAUCUUACGCCUGUUGGAGCAAUGAGAACACACACACACACAUACACUCUCUCUCCCUCGCUCUCUCUCUCUCAUACACACACACACCCACACACGUAUACUCUCACACACUUGCCUUAUUAACAGGGAUUGAGUGUAGGUUAGUGAUUUGGACUGAUAAACAAUGCAGUGAGCUACAAUAGCAGGCCUCCCUGUAUUAUAGUAAAUGUGUGCUGUUCUUGCACUCCGUAUUGCCACUAAUCCUAAAGAGCUCCUUAGUCAAAUGAGACUUGUUCUGAUACUCUACACACCCACACGACAUCAAGCCUCAACAGCAAACCCAUCCACUCACUCACACACACGCAUCGCUUGUAUUUGGGAUGAGGAACACACUUACAGUAACUAACACCAACAAAAUAUCGAAUAUAUAUUAAAAUGCAUGCAUUUGGGGGUUUUUUGAAGAAGAAAAAAAUCACACAAAGAAAUUCUUAUAUUUAACAGAAAAUCUUUGAAAAGAAAAAGAGGCAAGCCCAAAGUAAGAAAAUUAUUUUUUAGUAGCACCCAUAAAACAAGCCAUGUACUGGUUAGUGCUAGAUCUCCCAGGGGAGAUGACUCAAUGGACCGUUAAAUGUGUUUCCGUGUGCUGAAAGUAGACUGUAUCACACACACAGGCACACACAUACACACACUUAUAGAGACUCACGACUGAUCAAACAGCAAUGUAUCAUUUUAAAAGCUGGGGGGUGCUAGAGAGUUGUACUAUACUAGCAUUCAUUCACUACUACAGUUAUUAUCAUUAUCAUUAUUGAUGUUAUCAGUGCCAUGUAGAGAGCUGGAGAGAACGCAAAGCGUUCUGGGGCUUUUGUGCAAUACACAGACUCUGAUGAAAGCCUGAACAACGGCCAUCAAUGUUUUAAAGAAGAUAUUCCGAAUAGCAUCCUAACCCACAGAGAGGGAGGACAUAACAAACUAUUUUUAUAAUGGUUUUGAGGAUUAAAGGGCAGAAGGGAUGGAUUCUCUCUUCUUUCUCUAGGGGGCGGGGUUAGGUGUGGUCGAGAAGAUGGGGUGGGGGUGGAACUCUCAUUCCCAUUGGUCGGGAGCAGUGAAAGGGGCCAUCGAAGCAGGGAUCGGUAUUUCUCAUCAUUGACCAUAUACCGGCCCUACCCGCCCUCCCUGCCCGCUUGUAUGCAGGUGCAUGAAAUGAAGCUUCUUUCUCUUUUUUCUAAAUAUGGCUCCUCAGAAAUCAAAUCUGUACACAUAUCAAACUAUACCUUUCAGUCUGCACAUGUCAGUGUCAGGAGGGUGUGGCUAUAAUCAGAAGUGGCUUCGGGUCACCCGUUAGACAAGAGAUCAAUUUCGGUCUUUUUCCAUCUUCAUCAUCGAUCUCCCUUCACCUUCUCAAUCCUUUGUUGACUUCCUGUAUCGAGCAUUUCACCACAUCGCCACACUCACAAUGACUCCUAUGAUUUGAGUGUAGUGAUUUUUUUUCAGUUUUCUUUUUUUCUUUUUCUCUUUUGUCCUUUUGA
Molecule: messenger RNA, 3763 nt
Organism: Oncorhynchus tshawytscha (Chinook salmon)
Lineage: Eukaryota; Metazoa; Chordata; Actinopteri; Salmoniformes; Salmonidae
Product: potassium voltage-gated channel subfamily C member 1
Exons: 4
Coding region: 1-1929 (642 amino acids)
Biological process (GO): potassium ion transmembrane transport; protein homooligomerization
Cellular component (GO): neuronal cell body membrane; axon; dendrite membrane
Molecular function (GO): protein binding; delayed rectifier potassium channel activity
Source: RefSeq, a predicted model, not a curated record